UUGCACCUAUUUUAAAUUUUCUUCGUACCAAAGAACUUGAUCAUAGAGGGGUCAACAUCCAUCUUUUGCUGCAUGAGGCCGAGUUUUAUGGAAUCACUCCUUUAGGCGCCUCCAGCUGUGUGUUGACAUAGAUCGGUCUUCCUGUGGAAGUGUGCUUUUUAAUGGAUACCUGCCACCACCAGUGUUCCCAUCCAUAAGACGAAAUCGGCACAGUGUGGCUGGCCCACAAUUUAGUAGCCGUACAGGUCCCAGUGACAGACCUCAAGUACGAAGAAGUAACACCAUGCCUCUAAACCUGGGAAAUGCUGGGAUUCUUGGAAGACUUUUUGAAGAAAAAGCUUUAGCUGGUCAACCUGCAGACCCUGGACUGGUGAGAAUAUUGUGUGGUCACCAUAACUGGAUAGCAGUAGCAUUUGCACAAUUUGUUGUUUGUUACAGGAUGAAGGAAUCAUCUGGCUGGCAGCAAGUUUUUUCUAGCCCUCGCCUUGACUGGGUGAUAGAGCGUGUGGCAUUGAAUGCUAAGGUUCUUAGUGGAUCUCUGGGAGAAAAUGACAAGAUGGUGGCAGUGGCUUCAUGCAGUGAAAUCAUCCUGUGGGCUAUACAAGCAGAUGGAAAUGGCAAUGAGAUUGGUGUCUUUAACCUUGGUGUCCCUGUGGAAGCUGUGUUUUUUGUUGGCAAUCAGCUGAUAGCUACCAGUCACACAGGUAAAAUUGGAGUAUGGAAUGCAGUAACUAAGCACUGGCAGAUUCAAGAUGUAUUUCCAAUAAACAGCUAUGAUACUGCAGGAUCUUUUCUUCUCCUAGGCUGCAAUAAUGGAUCUGUGUAUUACAUAGAUGUGCAGAAAUUUCCUUUGCGAAUGAAGGACAAUGAUUUGUUAGUUACUGAAUUAUACAAAGACCCAUCAGAGGAUGCCAUCACUGCUCUUAGUGUUUACUUGACACCAAAAACAAGUGACAGUGGAAACUGGCUUGAGAUAGCAUAUGGAACCAGUUCAGGAAUAGUUCGAGUCAUUGUACAGCAUCCUGAGACUGUGGGAUCAGGACCUCAGCUGUUCCAGACUUUCUCAGUCCAUCGAAGUCCUGUCACCAAAAUCAUGUUGUCAGAAAAGCAUCUAAUUUCAGUUUGUGCUGAUAAUAAUCAUGUUCGGACAUGGACUGUGACUCGUUUCCGAGGGAUGAUUUCUACCCAGCCUGGCUCUACCCCUCUGGCUUCUUUCAAAAUCCUUGCACUUGAAGAUGUUGAUGGACAUGCUUGCUGCAGUGCAGGCAUUGACAUAGGGCCUUAUGGUGAGAGAGACGAUCAACAGGUCUUCGUACAGAAAGUGGUACCUGAUACAAGCCAGAUUUUUGUAAGACUGUGUUCUACAGGGAAGAGGAUUUGUGAAGUUCGUUCUGUUGAUGGAACUGCCAUAACUUCGUUCAUGGUACAUGAAUGUGAAGGAUCUAGUCGAAUUGGAUCCAGACCACGACGUUAUCUUUUCACUGGGCAUGCCAAUGGUAGCAUCCAGAUGUGGGACUUAACAACUGCCAUGGAAAUGGCAAACAAGACAGAACAUAAAGAAUUGGGAGGCCCUACAGAGGAAGAGCUGCUUCAGCAGUUGGACCAGUGUGAUCUUGCUUUGACACGGACUCCUGAUAUGAGUCCUGCAGUAUCUAUUACCCAUUCUGCAACACCACGUGCCUCUAUGACCAGCCUUCAGUCUCAGUUAAGUGAUUGUCCAAGAGAAAGACCUACAAGAAGUACCACUGGUGUCUUGCCCAACAUGUCCCGCUUGUACAAAGAGAAUAAUGCAACACUGAUGAAUAGAUCACGGGACUUCUUCAGCAGUAUCUACAGCAUCCAGCCACAUUUAGCCAGCCAGCCUUCCCUAAACAGAAGUGAUAGCCACACAAGUAGUGGUAGAUCACUGAAGCCUCAAAUAGACCAAGAAGUGCGUCUGAAGUGGACUGCAAAUUCUUCUGAAUGUGCAUUUGGUGAAAAUAGGAGUAUAGAUGGUGAUGUGCGAUAUACUUAUGGAACUCGAGGAGGAAGCUUUGUUGAGAGAUGUCAUGAGCUGGCACGGUCCACAGAGUUCAGUCACCAGGAUAUGAGAAGACAUAGCUGUUCUAGUGAGCAAGAUAAUCGGCCUGGGGUUAGAAAUAAAACUCCUGCUGCAGUGGGGAGCCAAGUACGAAAGACUCCUGUACAGAGCCUUGUUCCUGCAGUCAGUACCAUAUCAGCAUCCUCACUAGCAAGAUCCAUGACUACUGAUGGCAGUGACACCUCUGCUACUGAUUCCUCUACUCUGCCUGCAGCGGAACAAAAGCCUAAAUUAAAUGAAACAUCAUUUUGAAAGUAAAUGUAUACCCCACCAAAAAACAAACAACAAAAAACACUCCUGAUAAACUUGUUCAGAGGAUGGUGGUGAUGGUUGAGAGAUUUUUUUGGUGUUGAUGCUAAAUUGGGACAGUUUUCUAACAAAAAAAGUCAGGCCUGGUGUAGAGGAGAAACAGAACCUGGAACCAUGAUGCUUUAAUUUUUGUGUUAUUGAAUAUUUAACAAGAGCUGAAGUACAUAAAUACCUUGCUGCAUUGUGGAAAGUAAAGGUUGAUCCUCUGUUUUGCAAGCAGGCAAAAUCAGUGUGCCAGUAUUAAACACAGAUAUACACACGCACAUGCACACACCAGACACUGUUCCAUUCCUUACCCAAAAGAAGUGCCUACUUUAGAUUAGAGCUAGCAAAAUGAAAUAACUUUUCUCAAAUAUAAUACAUUGUGCCCUAGAGGCAUGAACAAAAAGCGUAACAGGAAAUGUUUUUUUUAUAAUAUGCCUUUAAAUGUUUUAUUGUUUAACUGAAUAAUUGUGAGGGUGGGAAUAUUUUUGCUGUAUAAAAAGGGUUCUGCUUGUAUUGUUAAAAUGUACUCUGAAAGGCUGUGGAAGCCGAGGCACUAGAACAUCUGAUUUGUUUUUUUACUGUGUGGAGUUAUUGGUGUUUUUAUUAAAGAAGAAAAAAACGUU
Messenger RNA from Protopterus annectens (West African lungfish), 2997 nucleotides. RefSeq names its product BTB/POZ domain-containing protein KCTD3-like. The record is from RefSeq and is a predicted model, not a curated record. Gene Ontology annotation, molecular function: protein binding. Bases 284 to 2332 code for a protein of 682 amino acids. Lineage: Eukaryota; Metazoa; Chordata; Ceratodontiformes; Protopteridae. The transcript is spliced from 15 exons.